Molecule: messenger RNA, 776 nt
Organism: Cicer arietinum (chickpea)
Lineage: Eukaryota; Viridiplantae; Streptophyta; Magnoliopsida; Fabales; Fabaceae
Product: cyclin-dependent protein kinase inhibitor SMR4
Biological process (GO): regulation of DNA endoreduplication
Cellular component (GO): nucleus
Source: RefSeq, a predicted model, not a curated record
AUUAUAUAUAUCCCCUCUCUCUGAAAUUACACUUUCAUUUCCAAUUUUUUGGAAGCUCAAAAGUUCACCCUUUUAUUUCCCUCAGAAUAAAAGUUCACCUUUUUAUUGCGAAACUGAUUUUGAUUCUUCUGUUUUUGUUGGAUUCCGAAAAGAAGAAGCAAAAGGGUAUCUGAAUAUAUAACUGAAUUGUGAUUUUGUUUAGUGGGGUUCAAUGGAAGAUGAGUGCAGGACACCAAGGUUGUUGCAGAAUCAGAUUCCGGCGGUUUUCAUUUGCCCCCCGCCGCCGCCGAGAAAGAAGCCGGUUGCCGGAAUGAGACGACCUCCGCCUAAGGAGGGGUAUUUCCAACCACCUGAUCUUGAUUCCUUGUUUGUUGUUGUAGCUAGAAAAGAAGCUUGUGUUUGACAAAGUUUCAACUUUAUGGGUCAUUUUGAUUGGUGUUUCUUUUUUAUUUAUUUAUUUUUAAUUCAAUAUUGAUUUGUGGUUUUUUGAAGUAAAGGAGAGUGUUUGUUAGUUUUAUAGAUAUAAUUAAUAAAUAAUAUGUAGGAAAAAUUAUGUAUGUUUUUACUUUUAUCAAUUUAUGUAUGGUGUUAUUGGGGGUAGAGAUUGUAGUUUUCUUUUUUUGGUAAAAGUAGUGAGGUUGUAGUUUAUGGUGAUAUUGAUGAACCAAAAUUGAUUAUACACAAUGAUAGUUGAUUUACAUUUAUCAUACAUAUAUAAUAUAUGUGUUUUGUGAUAGUGUCACUCUCCUUGAUUUUGAAUAGAAUGUGUAUUUCGA